GUUAAAGAGUGCAGGGUAACGGUCGGCAGACUGUCACUCCUACACGCCCUCCCCUUUAAGAGCUCUCAGUGAGUUUUCAGAGUUGAGCAGCUCUCCGCUCCCACAGCUCUCUGUCUCACUCAGUCUCUCAUCUAAAGCUCAGUUUCUCUGCGCAAACACGGCCGUUUAUCAGUCUUUAUCACACUGGUUUUACAUUACGGAUUUAGACGAUCUUCACACCGCUCCAGCGCUGAAAAUGUAACCGGUCAACAGAAUAAGAUGAGGGACUGGCAUCCUCCACCUCCUCCUCCUCCCUUGGCCAGUGUUACUGCUGCUUUGCAUGCAGGCUAAUCCCAUAGCCCAUGUACACCAUGGCAACUAUUGAUCCAGGCUCUGAUGCAGAGGACCUGUUGGCUUCCAUUCACCUUGAGAAGUAUUUGGACGACUUCAGACAGGCAGGCUUUCUGCUGGCCCGGGACUUUUGUCAUGUUGACAAUACAGUUCUGAACAGACUCGGAGUGACGGCCACCGGCCACAGGAAGCGAAUCCUCAAACUGGUCGAGUACAUUCAGCUGAUCUGCCAGUAUCAAAGGAACGACUCCCUGUUGGACCGCUGUAACUCAGAGUCAGCCAUUCACGAGGCGACUGCUGACGAGCUAGGGCCUCUUGCACCUCGAGGCAAUGCGGACUCGUCCUUUGAAGCAUCGCGAAACAGCUCUGUUCCAAAUCUGUCUGCCCUUGUUAAGCGUUCACACUCAGAACGCAGCACUGCCGUUGUGAAGCCGAUCCCAAAACCCAGAACUGUCUUCAACAAACAAAGGGUGCAGCAGCCGUCUCCACCCUCACGACAAGCACCACAGUUCCGCAGAAGCUCCUCUCAGGAUUCUCCCCGUUCUUUAGUUCUGGAGGGUUCUUCUGUUGAGGAACCCAACCCUAAAUCUGUAGGUCUAAGGGAGAACUUGAACUUGUGUAAAGACCACUUGAGUAGUAUUUUGUCAUCACCAGAGACUAGUGGGCCACUACCUCCAGUGCCCCCAAGGUACAACCGAGGGGUUCCCCCAUCUAUAUUCAAAAGGAUGUCUGACCAGGAUCAGCUAACCACCCCACCACUUUCCUCCUCUCCCGAUUCCCUUUCCAGUUAUCAGUGUUCUCCAUUUACCAGCACACCUGGCUCCCCUCCCAGCCCUCCAUGCUCAGGCCUGGAAAUGAUCUCCAAUGAAAUCUACUGUGGCACUUUACCGGGCUCUUCCCCCACGCUUUGGAGCCGCACUGUACCUACUCCUCCACCACGCCAAGAGCUCAACACAUCUACUGAAAGCAAUAGCACUUUAAACCACACCUCGCCAGAACCAUCUAAACGAACGUUUGCUCCUGCAGAUGAAGAAGAUGAUCUCAUCAGCCCAUACUGUGAAACUGUUUUGCAAAGCAAGCGCCAAUAUCAGCAUUCUGAGGUUGAAAGACCCAGAAGUGGGGAAAAAGUUGGAACUAAAGAAGAUAAGACUAGAGAAGACCAUGGUUCCAAGCGCCACACCCAGUCUUCCCCUGGUGACUCUCCAGGCUACUGCACAGUGGGAGAUCCCUCACCUGCUUCACGCUCCUUCGCUUUGCCUCCUCACGCCCUGUUCCCCAGCGAACUGGACGAAGAUCAGACCAUCUCCCCCUACGCCAGCUACACCUCACUGUCCGAGCGCACAGCACCCAUAAUCAGUGGCUGGCUGGACAAGCUUUCCCCCCAAGGGUACGGCCUGUCGGGGCAACUGCUCUUCUCCUGUCUCUGCAUUUCCUUCCUUCUCAAGGCCUGUUUCUGCCUCCUGUCCGUCCUUUCCUGCCGGAAUUAUGUGUUCCAGAAGCGCUAUGUUAAAUUUGAUGGAAAAAACCUGAUGUACUAUGGAAGCGAAAAGGACACAUACCCAAAAGGUGUGAUCCCUCUAGCGGCAAUACAGAUGGCUCGUGUUGCUAAAGACAACAAGUUUGAAGUUGUGACCAGCCAUAGGACGUUUGUCUUUCGCGCUGACAAUGAAGUGCAGAGGAACAAAUGGUGCAGUGUGCUGCAGGAGCGCGUGAAGGAGCAGAUGGUGUUCGGCAGGCCUCGCUUCGGCCCGGGCAGCCACUGCCAGAAAAGCGGCUUCCUAGAGCUCAAAGGGACCAAGUCAAAGAUCUACGCCGCCAUUAUAACAGAACAAAUCUGGCUGUACAAGAAUGAGCAGUGCUUUAACACCGGAAUUGGAAUCAGCGUGAUUGAGGCCAGAGGUGCUACAAUCCGAGAUGGCAAGAGCAAAAGCUUUGACCUCAUUACCCCUUACAAGACCUUCAGCUUCACGGCUGAGUCGGACCGGGAUAAGCGUGAAUGGAUGGAGGCUCUGCAGGAGUCCAUUGCAGAGACGCUCUCUGAUUACGAAGUGGCUGAGAAAAUCUGGUCAAACCGCUCCAACAAGAUCUGUGCUGACUGCAAAGCCAUCAAUCCUGACUGGGCCUCUAUUAAUCUCUGUGUGGUCAUCUGCAAGAACUGUGCAGGCCAGCACAGAAGCCUGGGCACAAUGGUUUCCAAAGUGCAGAGUCUGAAACUGGACACCAGCGUUUGGAGCAACGAGAUCGUUCAGCUCUUCAUAAUGCUGGGCAACGACAGAGCCAAUGAAUUCUGGGCUGCUCGGCUUCCGGUGGCUGAGGAACUGGACUGUGAUGCUUCCCCAGAGCAGCGUAGAGAAUUCAUUGUCCAGAAAUACAGAGAAGGACGCUACCGCCACCCUCACCCCAGCUUUAGCACACAGGAGGAGUUACUUAAGGCGCUGUGCACAGCGGUGACCGAACAGAACCUCCUGAAGACGGUCACUCAGAUUUUCGCUGAGGCAGAAGCAGCUCGACUCGCCGACUCUAAUGGACACGAGAAGCACCUGUCCCUACAUUACCCCUACACCCAGGCCUCAGAUUCCAGUGUGUAUGACGAGAUCAUGCAGCCGGUCCUGUAUUCUGGCUACCUUUACAAGUCAAGCUCUAUGAACAAAGGCACUUUAUCCCGUCGGACCAGAGAAGAUUUUCAGAAGUUCUGGUGCUCUGUGGAGAAGUCCCUUCAGUUUUAUGAGUCUGACCGGUGCAAUGAGCCCAACAUGAAGAUAGAUGUUAAAGACAUAAUCUGUUUGGGAGUUAACAGGCCAGACUCAUUAAACAACAACGGCUUUAUUGACAGGUUUCGAUACACUUUUGAACUUUACCUAACAUCUGAAAAGCUUGUUCAGUUUGGCCUGGAGACCCCUGAUGCACUGCAAAGCUGGGCAAAAGCUAUUGGAAAGGCCACCACUCCUCUGAGCUGCCACUGCUUACUGGCCCGGGAGUUUGAACGGGUGGGUGUGCUACGCUAUAAGGCUAUGCUGGACCCGCAGCAGUGGAAAGAAGGGUUUUUUGUCCUGCAGAAGUCCAACCUCUUCAUCUGCCCCGGAAACGAUGGAGCUGCUGAAGACAUCAUCAAUCUGAAACGCCUCCAGGAACUGAGUAUAGCAUCUGAGACAGAAAACCACGAAAAGAAGGAUAUUUUAGUUUUGGUUGAGAAAGGAAGGACUCUGCACCUGCAGGGAAUGGGACGAAUGGAUUUUUCCCUUUGGUAUGCAGACAUCCAGAAGGCUGCAGGAGGGAAGGCCAACACACUGAAGGAUCAGCAGCUCAGCAGGAAUGACAUCCCCAUCAUAGUGGACAGCUGCAUUGCCUUCAUCACCCAGUAUGGCCUGGGCCACGAGGGCAUCUACAGAAAAAAUGGAGCCAAAUCCAGAAUCAAGCUUUUGAUGGAUGAGUUCAGGAAGGACGCUCGCAAUGUGAAGCUGCGUAUCGGGGAUAACUUCAUUGAGGAUGUGACUGAUGUGCUGAAGAGAUUCUUCCGUGAGAUCGAUGACCCCAUCUUCAUGGCUGACCUGCACCCCUACUGGAAGGAUGCAGCCAAGACAUCUAAUAAGAUGCAGAGACUGGAUAGAUAUAAGGAGCUCAUCCGUGGAUUGCCGCGGGUCAACCGGACCACUUUAGCAGCUCUCAUCAGUCACUUGUACAGAGUACAGAAGUGUGCUGACCUUAAUCAGAUGUGCACAAAGAACCUGUCCCUGCUGUUUGCCCCUAGUCUCUUUCAGACAGAUGGAAAAGGGGAGCAUGAAGUGAAAAUUGUAGAGGACCUCAUUGACAACUACCUCUAUGUGUUUGAUAUUGAUGAAGAGCACAAAACCCAGAUCGAACUGGAGAUUAGUCUCAUCACAACCUGGAAGGACACACAGCUCUCCCAGGCAGGAGACCUCAUUAUUGAAGUCUAUUUAGAGGAGAAAACAGCCGACUGCUGCAUCACUCUUAAAGUUUCUCCCACUAUGUGUGCCGAGGAGCUAACUAACCAGGUGCUGUAUCUGAGAAACGUCCCAGCUGGCGAGAAUGUGUGGAUGACCUUUGAAGUGAUUGAGGAUGGAGAACUUGAGCGGCCUCUCCAUCCAAAAGAGAAGGUUCUGGAACAAGCCCUCCAAUGGUGUAAGAUGGCUGAUCCCAGCUCAGCAUACCUGUUGGUCAAGAAGGUUCCCAGGGCGGAUGUAAUAGAUAUCUUUACAGCCUACAAAAGUGAAAUUAUGAAGUUCGGUGUUCUAAAGUGCCGAGAGGAGACGCCCAAACUUCUGCAAGGAACCAAAUUCCAGGAGCGUGGCUUCCAAAUCAGAGACCACAAGUUACUCCUAAUGAAGGAUAAAAAAAGCAACAAACCAGAAAAGGAGUGGCCUCUAAAAACUGUGAAGAUUUACGUUGGUAUAAGAAGGAAGUUAAAACCGCCCACCAAAUGGGGUUUCACUGUGAUGAUAGACAAACAUCAGAUGUACCUCAGUUGCUCCAGUGAAACGGAGCUUUGGGAUUGGAUGACCAGUCUGCUGAAAGCCCAGAACGAUGACUUGCGGCCACCUGUGAUGAGACGCCACUCCUCCUCUGAUAUCUCCAAGCAGAAGUUUGGCACCAUGCCUUUAGUGCCCAUCAGAGGAGAGGAGAGCAACACCAACUCCACCAUGCUAUCAGCUAACCAGACCCUGAGGAAGCUUCAUGAUAGGAGGACACUUUCAAUGUACUUUCCCAUGAAGGUGCAGCAAGACUCUGUGGAGGAGCGGGAUGAGAGCCCUGAGCCGCUCUACGAGGAGGUGGGUGAUUUCAGUCUGCAGGUUCUGAAGUCUUUAGAGACCAGCUUCCGGACCAGUGCGCACGCCGAGACCCUGGAGGUCCCGCCCCGGCCCACCAGCCUCGGCCAGAGGACGACCGGCUCCCUGGACCGCGUGAUCGGCCCAAACCCAGUGCGCUCUCUCUGUGCCGAGGGUCUGCGAAACCCCGGGGGCUCUCUGGACACUCUGGUGCAGGAGGAGCACCACAGCAGGCGCAGCCAGGGCAGACUGCAGAGCCCCUCACGAGAGCUGCUGCUGCAGGAGCUAUCCACAGUCUUCAAAAAGCCACUGGCUGAGGAACAGCAUAGUCCUGAGAGCCUGAAGUGAAGUGACUGAAAUGUCUGAAAUCUGACUGGUCUGAGUGAAUGUAUUGUCUGUCGUAGUCGAGCAGUUUUUUUUUAUGUUUUCCUGCUCAUGAUGAGUUGAGCACACUUGUUGAACUUGUUGUUUCUAAAGUACAUUGAAUUUUCAGUGUUAUAAAAUUUAUAUAACUUACUUCAAUGAAACGUGUAAACUUGUACCAAAGCACUAACAAUUUUUAAUAGAUGUAUUGUAUGUAUUUGUAUGAAAGUCUUUGUUUGUAUGUAAUUGAACUAUACUACUGUACUGUGUAUAUAUAUAUAUAUAUUGCCCUAGUUAACAAAACAGAUCCAGAUCCAGUUGUGUGUCUUUUAGUGAUCUGUUUUAGUACAUGUUUUUGGGCCAAACUAAACAAAAAUAAGUGCCAUCUCACACUUCUCAUCUUUGAAAAUAUAUUUCCAGCUUGAAUUACUGUUUCACAUCCUUGGUUUUUAUAUUGGUUUUUAAGUAUUACUUCUCCAAAUUCAUUUAUUGUUUAUUUUUUAAUAUAAACGGUGCCAUAAACCACAAUAAGCCCAGUCUGCAUGCAAAAACUGGGCAUUAACACAGUAUUGUUCUUGUACAGCAAAUAAAAUAAAACAAUCUGUAUUACAUACAUCUUUACCAGGAACAUGGUCAGUUCUAGAACUUUCGCCUUAUUUUUGCCUGUACAAUUUGUUGUAUUUAUUAAUUUAUUUAUAUAUUCGCCAACAUUCUUCAGGAUUCAGACCAAUGACUCUGUAUAUAUGUUUAUAUACAGUCAUUCAUUCAGACACAUUGUCGUAUGCAAGCAGACUGGAGCUUUUUUCAGCUCGACUUUGAUCAGUAGAGGGCAGUGUAGAUUCAGCACAUAAAUGCUCGACAAUCUUGUUUGUUCCACUUAACUCUUCUCUACAGACAUCUACAGAUCUUGUAUAGUACCUUAUGUAUGCUCUGCUACUGUAUAAUAUUAAUGAAUUUGACCUAUUUUCUGCUGAUGUUUUUUUUUUAUAUAUAUGUUGAGUUAUUGUUCGUGCCACCCCCUUUUUGUUCUCUUGCCUGGAAUGCAAAUGCUUUUGUUUUACUGUUAUAUUCACUUUUUGCUCUGAUAGCAUAUCAGUAUGCUUGUUGGUUAGGCUAAUGUUGUAAUAAUGUUGUAUAUGGCAGUAUUUGUUCAGUGUUCUAAAGCUUGUGGUAGGAUUGAAAUGUCAUUGUACACUGUAAAGGUUAAGGAUCUUCUAGUUAUAACUGCAGAAUAUUUUGGUUUUGCCAAAUGUGUUACUGAAACUGGAAAAGUAUAUUGAAAUAUAUAUGUCUACUUUUGAAA
Molecule: messenger RNA, 6780 nt
Organism: Astyanax mexicanus (Mexican tetra)
Lineage: Eukaryota; Metazoa; Chordata; Actinopteri; Characiformes; Acestrorhamphidae
Gene: arap3
Product: ArfGAP with RhoGAP domain, ankyrin repeat and PH domain 3
Exons: 34
Coding region: 342-5462 (1706 amino acids)
Biological process (GO): signal transduction; positive regulation of GTPase activity
Molecular function (GO): GTPase activator activity; phosphatidylinositol-3,4,5-trisphosphate binding; protein binding
Source: RefSeq, a predicted model, not a curated record